Punica granatum (pomegranate) is the source of this 2633-nucleotide messenger RNA. The record is from RefSeq and is a predicted model, not a curated record. NCBI's taxonomy places the organism in Eukaryota, Viridiplantae, Streptophyta, Magnoliopsida, Myrtales, Lythraceae.
GAAAACCGAUCUCCAUUUUCUAUACGAUCAGGAAAACCGGAAACCGAGAACGCGAAAGAAGAGUUCGUCCGACGCAGUCUUGAUUAAGAACGACGCCCUUCCACCGGAAAAAGUUGUCGACGACAUGCCCGCCAGCACCGCUUCAGUCCAUUGAUCAUCUUCCUUCCUCUCUCUUCACUCCAUUUCCGGUCACCCAAUUCCAUGGAUUUGAGAUCGGGAGGCAGGAAGCUAUCCUUUGAGGUCCUGAGCAGCACCCACUUGGGGGAGGAAUACGAUGACGAGGAAUCGCUGGGCAAUGGUCCGUUUUUCCCCCGAUCGAAUUCAGAUCCACUUCCCGGCCAUGAAUCGGAUAGCCUCCGCGGGAAGCGAAAGCACAGGAGGAAGAACAAGAACAAGAACAAGAACAAGAAGCAGGCCCCCUGCUCAAUCAUCCCGGAGAGUCCCGACUCGGAUCACGGGAAGACGGCGUUUUCCGAGAACGGGAACGGGCAUGUUCCGAACGGGGUGAAGUUCGACUGCAGGAGUUGCAGCUCUGGGUUGAGUCAAGUGGUGGUGCUGGAGCAGCCGGCGGCGGAGUGUCAGAGCAAUAACUUGUACGGCUUUGGGGAGUUGAGGCAGAGGUCUGUGGGGAACAUAGGGACUGAGGAGGCUGAUGCGGCGGUUUCGUCGGUAGCUGUGCAGAGCAGGCUGGAGGAUAAGGAUGUCGGGUUCGAGGUAGCGGGGAAGCAACACAACAGCGGGACGCCCAGCGGUGGCGGUCGGGUGAAGUUGGAGACUAUCGAGUCCUUGGAUUGGAAGCGCGUCAUGUCUGAGGAUCCCCAUUGUCUAUUUCAAGUGGAGAGAUCGCCAUUGAAGUACUUCAUGGAAGAAAUGAGAAUUGGGAAUUCAUUGCGGGGUACAACCACUCCUGGAAAUGAGAAAGAAAGAGAGAGAGUCUACGAUACUAUCUUCCGUUUACCUUGGAGAUGUGAGCUGCUUAUUGAUGUUGGCGUCUUUGUCUGUUUUGAUUCGUUUCUUUCCUUGUUGACUAUCAUGCCAGCAAGGAUUUUGACAGUUAUUUGGAAGUCUGUAAAUAUGAGGCAGUUGAAGAAGCCUUCUGCUGCAGAGUUAUCUGAUUUAGGCUGUUUCAUUGUGCUCAUCUGUGGAGUGACUCUCCUGCAGCAGAUAGAUAUCAGCUUAAUAUAUCACAUGAUCCGCGGCCAAGGAACAAUAAAACUGUACGUUGUGUAUAAUGUGCUAGAGAUAUUUGAUAAAUUAUGUCAAAAUUUUGGUGGAGAUGUAUUGCAAACUCUAUUUAAUUCAGCGGAUGGACUUGCAAGUUGUCUGCCUGAGAACCUGGACUAUUGGAAGCGGAGAUUUGGUUCCGACUUAGCAUUAGCUGUGGCUUCAUCAAUUGUUCACUCAUCCAUUCUGUUAAUUCAGGCGGUUACCUUAUCAGCGUGCAUCGUUGCGCACAAUAAUGCUUUGCUUGCAUUGCUGGUUUCCAACAAUUUUGCAGAGAUAAAGAGCAACGUCUUCAAGCGUUUUAGCAAAGACAACAUUCACAGUAUUGUCUAUUAUGAUUCUGUUGAGAGGUUCCACAUUACGGCAUUCGUCUUAUUUGUGUUAGCUCAGAAUAUCCUGGAGGCUGAGGAUCCUUGGUUUGAAAGUUUUCUUUUCAAUGCUAUGUUGGUUUAUGUAUGUGAGAUAGCCAUAGAUAUAAUAAAGCAUUCAUUCAUUGCAAAGUUCAAUGACAUAAAACCAAUCGCAUACUCUGAGUUUCUUGAAGACCUCUGCAAGCAGACCUUGAAUAUUCAAACUAAUACAAAGAAUAAUCUCACUUUCGUCCCACUUGCACCAGCUUGUGUGGUAAUAAGAGUUUUGACUCCAGUGUAUGCCGCUCACCUUCCCUACAGUCCCCUCCCGUGGAGGCUCUUCUGGAUCCUCGUCCUGUUUGCGAUCACAUAUGUUAUGCUCGCCAGCCUUAAGGUAAUGGUCCAUAUGGGCCUUCAGAAACAUGCUGCUUGGUAUGUGAAGCGGUGUGAAAAGAGGAAGCUCCACUCCGACUAAGCCCUGAGCAGCUCAGAGAGAUUUAAAUCUAGAAUUUGACAAGCAUCUGGGCACCCUUUUCUCGGGAAAUCGCCAUCCAUGAGUAGCCUUUCCUGGAUAUUUUCCAUGCCCUCAUCAGUGAUUAUAGUGCAAAGCCUGGUAGCAGAUUGAGUUUCCAGCGGACUAUCCAUUCUCAAUGUGGAAAUUUGAUGAGGGGGCAUUGUUAUGUGGAAGGAGGUUGGAUUGGACAGCCUCGGAGUCCGCAUGGGCAUUCUUGUGAGAGUGAACUUGAUCGGACUACAUCCCAUCUUGGGGAAUCGGCAUGGAAGCGUUACUUGUUUUAUGACCCACACAGAAUGCCGUUUCGCAAAGAUGUUCUUUAGUAUAAACAGUUUUGGGCUCAUCAGAUAUGUCUAUUUGGACCUUCACCUCGUUUGCCUUGCUGCCCUAUUUUGAUGAUGUACAUAUUCAGAAAAACACUCGGACAGAGGAUAAACUAAAUUCCUGCAAUCAUCCUUUACAUUUCGCAGGUGUGGAAGAAUCUAUCUAUCCUGCAUCAGGGUUGUUGGACGUUAUAUCGCAAUUAAUUAUUGGUUCUUUCAUUA